This is a messenger RNA of Saccoglossus kowalevskii, 711 nucleotides long. RefSeq names its product large ribosomal subunit protein uL11-like. The record is from RefSeq and is a predicted model, not a curated record. Lineage: Eukaryota; Metazoa; Hemichordata; Enteropneusta; Harrimaniidae. Gene Ontology annotation, biological process: translation. Gene Ontology annotation, cellular component: ribosome; cytosolic large ribosomal subunit. Gene Ontology annotation, molecular function: large ribosomal subunit rRNA binding; structural constituent of ribosome.
GGCGCUACAACUACGCAACCAAUAUAAAUUUCGUUCCGCGAAGCGCCCUCUUCCUUCACGUAUUUCGGAAUACGGUGCAACUCUUUGGUCGUGUCCAGAAUCGGGCUCAUCCAACACCCAAUACCGAAUUUAUCGACUGUUAAGUCAGCUACAAAGAAACAAUAAUGCCGCCCAAGUUCGAUCCAACCGCUAUUACUGAGGUUUUCUUGAGGGUUACUGGUGGUGAAGUUGGCGCUACCUCUUCUUUAGCACCCAAAAUCGGUCCUCUUGGUCUGUCUCCCAAGAAGGUUGGGGAUGACAUCUGCAAAGCUACUGGAGACUGGAAAGGUUUGAGGAUCACGGUGAAGCUAAUUAUCCAGAACAGACAGGCAAAGGUUGAAGUAGUUCCCAGCGCAUCAUCAUUGGUCAUCAAGGCACUUAAAGAACCACCACGUGACAGAAAGAAGCAGAAAAAUAUCAUUCACAGUGGCAAUGUCAGUCUUGAACAAGUUAUUGAAAUUGCACGGAUCAUGAGACCCCGUUCUAUGGCACGCCAGCUAUCAGGCACUGUCAAGGAAAUCCUUGGCACUGCACAGUCAGUUGGAUGUACUGUUGAAGGCAAACACCCACAUGAUGUAAUUGAAGGCAUUGAUGAGGGAGAUUAUGAAAUCCCUGAAGAAUAAAUAUGCUGACAAAGAAACAUCGCAAAUAAAAAGAAAAAAAUUGUGAAAG